AAACCCAACCGGAAAUCCCAACCGUCAAAUUCUCUCAGCCGUCAUUUCCGUUCCUUCUGUCGACAUUUCUCGAUUCUCCUCUGCGCAUCUGGUAGGGACUUAGGGAGAUCAACUCUCCGGAAUUCUGUAAGAAAAUCUAAAUUUUCCCGCCAUGAACGGCGGUAGCCAGCCUACUACAUCGACUUCGGACGCUUUCUCCUUCAUAUCUAAAGGAUGGAGGGAGGUCCGGGACUCGGCGGACGCCGAUCUGCAACUCAUGAGAGACAGAGCCAAUAACCUCGCGGCUUCUUUCGACAGGGAGCUUGAGUACCUAAUAAACUCCGCUCCGACUUUUGCGGUUCCGGCGAUUCGGUCGUCGUCGGAAAUGGAUUUCAUGAAGAAACUGCAGCCUAAAAUAUUGGAGUUGCAACCGAAGUUGUCGGAAUUUCGGAGGGUAUGUUCCGCGCCUGAGAUAAGGAGGAAGGUGAUGGAGAAGUGGCGGCCUACCAGAGCGAAGAUAGGGAUAGACUUGUCUGCGAUUAGGAAUGCGAUAGUGGCGGAGGUGGACGAGAGGGAUAUUGAUGGGGAUGGGAUUAUUAGGUUUGAUAGGUUUAGGAAAGGGAGGAGGCUGAUGUUUACGGAGGAGGAGGAGGAGCAGUUUGGGGAUUGGGAGCCAUUUCGAGGGUUGAAGACGAGGUUGAGGGAGUUCGAGAAAAGGAACUCGAUUUCUUCCGUGGAGAUUUUCAGUGGUAUUAAGAAUAGCGAGUUUGUUGAAAAGGUUAAGUCCAGUUUGAAAGCUAUCUGCAAGGAGCCUGAGGAGACAAAGGAUGUACCACCACUGGAUGUACCUGAACUUUUAGCACAUUUGGUUAGGCAGUCUGGACCUUUUUUAGAUCAACUUGGUUUUAGGAGAGAAAUUUGCGACAAAAUAGUGGAGAACUUGUGUAGCAAACGGAAGAAUCAACUUGUAAUGCGAUCCCUGUCUGCUGGAGAACCCCCCAUUAUUGAAGAUGACAAGGUCAUUGAUGAGCUGGAUUUAAGGAUAGCCAGUGUCCUUCAAAGCACAGGGCAUACUUAUGAGGGUGGCUUUUGGACAGACUUCACAAAGCAUGAGCCUAAAUCAGACAAGAAAAGGCAUGUUGCCAUUGUUACAACUGCAAGCCUUCCAUGGAUGACAGGAACUGCUGUAAACCCACUUUUUCGAGCAGCAUACUUAGCAAAGUCUGAAAAACAAAAAGUUACUCUCUUGGUUCCAUGGCUUUGCAAAUCUGACCAAGAACUUGUAUAUCCCAACAAGGUCACUUUCAGUUCACCAGAGGAGCAGGAAAGUUAUAUACGUAACUGGCUUGAGGAAAGGAUUGGUUUUAAGUCUGAUUUUAGGAUUUCAUUUUAUCCUGGAAAGUUUUCGAAAGAAAGGCGGAGCAUAAUUCCCGCUGGAGAUACUUCUCAAUUUAUUCCCUCAAAGGAUGCUGACAUUGCCAUUCUGGAAGAGCCAGAACACCUAAACUGGUAUCACCAUGGUAAACGAUGGACUGAUAAAUUUAACCAUGUUGUUGGUAUUGUGCACACAAACUAUUUGGAAUAUAUCAAAAGGGAAAAGAAUGGGGCACUUCAAGCUUUUCUUGUAAAGCACAUAAAUAAUUGGGUCACUAGAGCAUAUUGUCACAAGGUUCUUCGCCUUUCUGCUGCAACUCAAGAUCUUCCCAAGUCUGUCAUUUGCAAUGUCCAUGGUGUGAAUCCAAAGUUCUUGAAAAUUGGGGAGAAAGUUGCUGCAGAAAGGGAACUUGGGAAUCAAGCCUUCUCUAAAGGAGCUUACUUUUUGGGCAAGAUGGUCUGGGCAAAGGGGUAUAGAGAGUUGAUAGACUUGCUAGCGAGGCACAAGAAUGAUCUAAAUGAUUUCAAGCUGGAUGUAUUUGGAAAUGGUGAGGAUGCACAUGAAGUCCAGACUGCUGCUAAGAGGUUGGACUUGAAUCUUAAUUUUCUAAGAGGAAGAGACCAUGCAGAUGAUUCUCUCCAUGGGUACAAAGUCUUCAUAAAUCCUAGUGUGAGUGAUGUGCUCUGCACUGCAACUGCAGAGGCUCUUGCCAUGGGAAAAUUUGUAGUGUGUGCAGAUCACCCAUCUAAUGAUUUCUUCAGGUCAUUUCCUAACUGUCUAACCUACAAGUCAUCUGAAGACUUUGUUGCCAAGGUGAAGGAAGCAUUGGAAAAUGAACCUCAGCCUCUUACUCCUGAGCAAAGAUAUAACCUUUCAUGGGAAGCUGCCACCCAGAGAUUUAUGGAAUAUUCAGAACUUGACCAUAUCUUGAAUAAUGAAAGUAAUGUCUCAGAAUUGAAGAAACAUAAUGGAAAGGUGGUCGCAGAAUCGGUUUCUAUGCCAAACGUUUCAGAGAUGGUUGAUAGGGGGUUAGCAUUUGCCCACUAUUGCUUCACAGGGAAUGAGUUCCUAAGACUUUGUACUGGUGCUAUACCUGGGACAAGGGAUUACGACAAGCAACACUGCAAAGAUCUUCGUCUCUCACCUCCGCAAGUAGAAAAUCCUAUCUAUGGCUGGUAAUUAGAUAAACAAAUCUCCAUUGGCAAUCCUUCUGUGUGUACCAUUCAUGCACUGUAGGUAGGAGCUGCUUACUAUGGUUGCUUAGCUUAAGAUUUGUCUAUCUGAAAUUUAACAGCACAUCCGAGCACAAGCAUCUAGUAAAAAUUUUGUUUUGCUUCUCCUUACCCCCCUAGUUACAUGUCAAUAGAUAAGUGGUUUAGCAAAUUCAGAAUUAAGGAUAUGAACUUUGAUAAUUUUGAAAUAAGGACACAAACUGUGUUAUUAGCAAUAGAGAUAAUUUAAAUUAAACAGAAAAUUGCAUG
Rubroshorea leprosula is the source of this 2835-nucleotide messenger RNA. Lineage: Eukaryota; Viridiplantae; Streptophyta; Magnoliopsida; Malvales; Dipterocarpaceae. The record is from the annotation of a GenBank genome assembly.